UGUCUGAGGGUUGAGAGCUCGAGCAGGACCAAGAGGGGAAAAGAAAUCCACGCAAGAGCCGUUAGUGUGAGAGCUGCUGUGUGUUAGUGUGGAGGCAUCGCACCGCGCAGCAGAGACAAAACUCUCACCAUUCACACACAGGAGUAUAAGAAGGAAACCCCCCUGAGGGAAGCUUCUAGUAAAAGGACAAAAAAAGCAACAAACAAAAAGAGACAAACCAACAAGAAAAGGACAAGCGUUGUGGGACCAAGAGAAGGACAAGAGAGAGAGGCUCUUCUACGCCAGAACUUUCUCAGCUUUUGUGUGUCUGUGUGUGUUUUUGGGGAGGGGGGAAGUUUGUUGGAAUAUGGUUGGGGAAAUGGAAAAUAAGGAGCGACCAAAACCUACCCCAGACUAUCUCAUGCAACUGAUGAACGACAAGAAGCUGAUGAGUAGCCUGCCCAACUUCUGCGGCAUUUUCAAUCAUUUGGAGAGGUUACUGGACGAAGAGAUCAGCAGAGUGCGGAAAGAUAUGUACAACGAUACAUUAAAUGGCAGUACAGAGAAGAAAAGUGCAGAAUUACCAGAUGGUGUGGGGCCUAUUGUACAGUUACAAGAGAAGCUUUAUGUACCUGUUAAAGAAUAUCCUGAUUUCAACUUUGUUGGAAGAAUUCUUGGACCCAGGGGGCUAACAGCAAAACAACUGGAAGCAGAGACAGGAUGCAAGAUUAUGGUGCGAGGAAAGGGCUCAAUGAGGGACAAGAAGAAGGAGGAGCAAAACAGAGGCAAACCCAACUGGGAACACCUGAAUGAAGACUUGCACGUAUUAAUCACUGUGGAAGAUGCACAGAACAGAGCGGAAAUCAAGCUAAAGAGGGCAGUGGAAGAGGUUAAAAAAUUGCUUGUACCAGCGGCAGAAGGAGAAGAUAACCUUAAGAAGAUGCAGCUGAUGGAAUUAGCGAUACUGAACGGCACAUAUAGAGAUGCCAACAUCAAAUCACCUGCCCUUGCCUUUUCUCUUGCAGCAACAGCCCAAGCUCCACGGAUCAUUACUGGGCCCACAUCGGUUCUACCACCAGCUGCCUUGCGAGCUCCGACACCAGCUGGUCCAACUAUUAUGCCUCUAAUUAGGCAAAUACAAACAGCAACAGUCAUGCCUAAUGGAUCACCUCAUCCGACUACAAUAGUGCCUCCUGCACCUGAAGCCGGUCUAAUCUAUGCUCCCUACGACUACCCUUAUACCCUGGCACCAGCUACUUCCAUCCUGGAGUAUCCCAUCGAGCCUAGCGGAGUUUUAGGCCUUCAUGCCAUUAGUUGCCAAUACUGAAUAAGGUAUAAAAAAAAGUUACAUUGGACAUGCCUUUCGAAAGCACUGGUAUGGCUUUCCCAACGAAAGGUUAAGAAUUCAAGAACCAUGUUACUGAACCCUCAUCAGAUCUGAACUUUAACAAAUGCUUAGUUUCACAGCAGCCAUGGACAAAAUGAGCCCAGCCGGACUGUCAGUGAAAUACUAGCAUUGUGUAUGUGUGCGCAUAUUGGAAACCAGCUGGGUCAAUUUACUAUAAUUCUGGCCUACUGUUCUUCCUACCAUUUUGUUACAUCUGUCCCAGAGGAAUCACAUGUAAAGUAUUUCAUUGUCUGUUUGGUGUAGGGUUCAUUCAAUACUGUGUUUGCUUUACAAAUCACCUAAUCCUUUGCAAAUUGUAGCUCCCAGCUUCUGAGCUAAGUGUGCAUUUUGUAGGUCAAUUGCUGAAGAACUUUUUAAAAUCUGUAGAGGUUUUAUUUUUAAAAAAAUUGAUCUCAAUAUUGAUUCAGUGUUACGAUGACAUAAAACUUGUUUGUUUGCAAGAAGCACUCCACUGAUUAUGUGACUAGUAAAACUUAAUUGCGCUUGAUCUAAUUGAAUUAUCUCAUACAGUGGGAUUUUUAACAAAUGGAUAAUAAUGGUUUAAGACUAUGUCUUUUGAAACGGAAUGCAAUAUUAACAUGCACAGUUGUACUCUAUUUAGUAAUUUCUGCGUAAAAUGUUCAAAUUAUAAAGGUGCUGUGCCUUAACCUGUUUUUUAACUGAUAUCUUGUAGUAAGUUCUAAUGUAAACCCAUCUUUGAUCUGCUGUUGAAAUGCUAUUGAUAAGUUAACCAAUCACUUCCUAGGAAAUUCCUCUAAUCAUGUGUUGGAAAUGUUGCAAUUUAACUAGGUGCAGUGGCUACUAAAGUUCGAAGGCACGAUAUGCGGGUCCAUCCUUACCAAAGGAUUGUGACCGCAGACCGAGGUUAGUUUAGUUCUGGAGUUCUUGUUUUUUGUUGAACAUGUUGACUGAAAGGGUGCUGCUUUGCAACAUCAUAUCAAGUGGAGUUGACCAAUGGUCUAAUUUUUGACGACCAGUCAUGUCCAUUUUUAUUCUGCCAAAUAUCACUGUGCCCAACAACUCUUUUAAGAUUUUUGUUGCAAAGCUUUUUGAGAACUUUUGAUUAGAAGUUCUCCACAUAAGAUGAGGGAGAUGGAAAGAUAUAUUAGGCUGGAGAAAGAGAAUAUUGGUGUUCCUGUUCCCUGCCUGGUAAAAUUGUUGAACAUUGGGGUGCAUAUUCUAACUGUCAACCUGUAUUUAAUAUUAGAGGAGGGAAGGAAAAUGCAUUCACUUAUGUUAAAAAGUUACUCAUAAAUCCAAAAAGGUUUUAUAAAACUAUACUUCAGAAAGGGCCAAUUCUUUUUCCAUUAAGAAAGGAAGUCCUAAUUGUGCCUUUAUAAUGUUCAGUGAAAUGUUACACAUGAAAAUGAAUUUUUUAUACGUAGUGAUUUUUAUUGAUGCUUGUUGAGGGCUCCAUGAACUUUUGAAAUCUGCAUUGGACAUAUUAUGCUUAAGAUAGGGUUAGCAAUGUAUCCUCAGUACUUCUUAUUUUCUUUUUUUUCCUGGUAGUUUACACAACAGGUCUUAACAGGAAACUGAAUGUUCAUUUUCCCAGCCUAACUGUUGCUUUAGUCAUGUGCCCUUAGACCUACAAGUGGGAAAACAUAGUAUAAAAUUGUUAAUGUACUUUAGGCUCACUAACACACCAUGAAUUUUGAAAGUUAAGAUUCUUAUUACCUAAUUAAUUUUCAAAGUGAUUAUUGCAUCCAACCUAUGGCCAUAUAAACCUUCCCAUUUUUUUUCUCUCUACUUUUUGAUAACAACAGCUGGAACUGCACCCCUAGUCCGAUUUCCCUUAGAUACUUUGUUCCCAUGUCCAUUUUGUAUCCAAAUUGUUUUCAUUAUCAGGUGAACCAAUUUUAUGUAAAGAAAUGUACUAUAUUUUAAGCGCACUUUACAUUUUACGUGAAAUUACAUCUAAUGGGGUGAAGAAAAUGAACACUUGUGGAAGAAUCUAGUACAAUGAAGAACUAGAGUACGCCACAAACAAAAUAAAAGCCAGCUUUCCCUUGCGUACUUUGUUCCAAUACUUUGAUGCCCUACUAUCAUCCCUAACACUAAAUAUUCACAUUCGGGUGAUGUUAAUCUAUUAUCUACGUGCUGUGUUGGAAGCCUAAAUUACAACUUGGUAUUCCAGCAUUACUUUUGGACCUUUAUUUAUUCAAGAGCAGAUGCUGUUUAAAGCCAGUGUCUACCAACUGGGUCUGAGGGACUUCAAUAUUCAGUAUAAUAGCUUCUACAGGCUAUAUUAAUUACUGCUGUUGAUGGGUUGAUUAGUUAGAUGGUUCUCUUUCUUUGCAUAGGAUUGUGUUUCUCAAGCAUGCAUUUUGCAACAGUAAAAAGAUUUUUCCAGUUAAUUUAGUUGUAUUAUUUUUAACUAAGCAUUUAGGAUUGGUGAUGGGUUAAUGAGUGCAUAGUUCCUUACUGCUAAGAAAAUGACCCUGCAGUGUAACUUUACAGAAUUAUAUUUGGUACAGAUAUCAAGAUAGACAGACUGACUGAAGUAAUUGGAAUAAACUCCACAUUGUGUUGCACGGUUACUGAACCUGUGUGUACUGUUGAAAGCCUUGGACUGAGCAGAGGAUAUGUAGCAGGUGUAUUGGUUGAUUGAAAAGAUUAUAGCCAUUUUGUUGGCCCUUAUAGGCUGUAUAUUAUAAAAGACAAAAAAGUGCUUAGUUUUCUCCGAGCAUAUUGUGGCCUUUAAAAACCUCUCAAUUUUUUGGCAGGGUAAAAUAUUACUAAUGCACAGUAAGUUGUUUUCUUGAUUUUUUAAAAAAAGUACUAGCAAUAGAUUAGUCUUAGAAUGUAAAAUGAUUACCCGGGCAUCAGUCUUUUCUUCAUUUUUGACAGGUACACUGAACAAACUGUCUCACAGUAUUAGAUAUUCUAGCAUCAUGAUCUUGGACGCUAAAAUACCUGGAUAUUGUUGAAACAAUGCCUGAUUCCAUGCAGUACAAAUUCAUGGCCUUGCAUUGGCUGUCAGUGGGUAAUGCACUCCUAUUUUAGCCCACUAACGUAACAUGAGAAAAUGUGCUGUUCUUCUAUGUAGUAUUUUUUUCCCUAAAGAGAAUGAUGUCCAUAAAUGAGAGGCCAUGUACAUAACAUUGUGAAUAAAUACAGCCUGAUGAAUAGGCCACCAAAAGGGAUGCUAUUAUUAAGCAUUACACCAACCUUACCUUGCUGAAAUGGCACAAAUUUGACUUUGCACUGAAUAAUUUAUUUCAUUUCCUCUGUUUUAGUCUUGUGGCCAACAGUACAAUAUUUUGGAACCUCAGAAUUUUGAUACAUGUUAAGCUGUUGAACAAAAGUCUUAUUUUACAUUUAAGUGGACCAAGUUGGGUGGAGGGAAAUGGGAGAACGAAAGAGAGUGAGACAGAGAGAGAAAUAGAGCGUUUCCAGAACGCUGUGACUUAUCAUUUUCCACUUGAGAACUUUUGUUUUACUGUAAUCAUCUCCAUUUUUAAUUUUUUUGCAAAGAAAAUAGUAUUACAGGUGGCUUCUUUUAAAAAAAUAUAAAAAUAUAAAGCAGGAAUGUAUAUGAAAAUGUCAGAUUUUAUUGUAUUUGCAGAGUAUUAGCAUUGAAAUUCAAAAAGAGGGCUGUUUGUAGUUUAAAAUGUGCAUUAUAGUGUCAAGUAGAAAUUCAUCUAUUUUUGGAUAUAUUUUAGGGCUUUAUAAAUGUAGACUUUUAAACGGCAGGACUUCUAUUGUGUUUACAUGCAAAUGCAUUUUAUACAAGACUGUCCUAUAAGUGUACAAUAGUACUCUCAACUGGAAUAUGUUGGAUAAAGUAAAAUACUUGGCCUCUUCCAAGUUCCCAUGAUGUAGCCUACACUGCUAGUCAUAUAAUUUAGAAGUGCUUGUAUUUUGAGGCCAAGAAUUUCAUAUUGUUGUAAAUAGAAGAAUUGAAAGGCAAUAAAAUUUUAUUGAACAA
Molecule: messenger RNA, 5318 nt
Organism: Carcharodon carcharias (great white shark)
Lineage: Eukaryota; Metazoa; Chordata; Chondrichthyes; Lamniformes; Lamnidae
Product: protein quaking
Exons: 8
Coding region: 347-1306 (319 amino acids)
Biological process (GO): regulation of mRNA splicing, via spliceosome
Cellular component (GO): nucleus
Molecular function (GO): mRNA binding
Source: RefSeq, a predicted model, not a curated record